ACAGAGAAACUAAUAAACUAUGGCAUCCUUCAAGUUAGUGUGUAGUGUGCUUUGUGUUCUGAUCGCCAUCGAAUCCGCCACCGCCGCCGAAGAUGGAACCGUGCGUGCCCUGCGGAAAGUGUACUCCCUCUGUGAGGACAGUGAUGAACUGCUCAAGUGUAUUAAGGUCCAAGCGCUGAAACUGACCGACCGGGCCAUUAAACUGCCAAGCGUGAAGCUGAUUGACGGUGUGUCAAUUCUGAAAAAGACCGAUGGUGAGAGCCAAAAGCGUGCCCUGAACGAACCCACGCUCAACGAACUCGAACUGAACAAACUGUCCUCGGCCAAGAUCGAUGAGCUGCUGUAUCAACGUGCCGCCCGCUUCAUGGAUACUCAUCAGCUUUCCUUGAACGUACCACGAAUGCUCGCCUCGGGACAGCAGGAAACUGGACGACUGGUCGAGGAAGGCCGAAAGAAGAUGAAGAAGUACCUUGGACCAUUCCUCGCUGCAAUGGCUAUCAAGGGAGGUAUCCUAACCAUGGUCUACCACUCAAUUGCUAUCGUUGCCGGCAAGGCUCUCAUCAUCGGUAAAAUUGCUCUGGUUAUAUCCGCCAUCAUCGGUUUGAAGAAACUGGUCACCCCAGAGGGACACGAAAAGACGACCUACGAAAUCGUGAAGCACCCGCAUGUCCAACAGAGCCAUACCUACUCGUCGAAUCAUGGUGAGUUCGAUAACCACGAAUCUGGCCAGUUCCACCGUAGCUUCGGAAACUCCGUCAGCAACGAUAUGCAAAUGCAGGACCGUGCGUACCGAGCCCACGUUCCCAAGAACUAAGCGCUCCCGACCGUCAAACUCUACACAUCCAAGGAACCCUCUAACAACCCGUGCUCCAAUCGGUCAUUAGGAUACGAAAAAAAAACCCAUGUAGGAUUAGAAGAAUUUCAGGGAUCGCCAGAUCCCUGACGUGCGCACACUUCGAGAUCUCGUCGAUCGGAUUUACCACUCCUAGGAAUGCAGAAAACGAAAGCUUGCAGCAAGUGGGAAACAAUGAAGCACAAUGCGGCUGGCUCCAGACCUGGGCCGAUCAACCCAAUCAGCUUUUUUACCGCUCAAGCAGAACGACCAGCGCGUCGAUCGGCUGGUGCCUCACAUGAACUAGUUUGAUC
Messenger RNA from Topomyia yanbarensis, 1146 nucleotides. RefSeq lists its product as uncharacterized. The transcript has a single exon. Bases 20 to 814 code for a protein of 264 amino acids. NCBI's taxonomy places the organism in Eukaryota, Metazoa, Arthropoda, Insecta, Diptera, Culicidae. The record is from RefSeq and is a predicted model, not a curated record.